Chlamydomonas reinhardtii is the source of this 1413-nucleotide messenger RNA. RefSeq lists its product as uncharacterized. The transcript has 3 exons. The coding region runs from base 154 to 1068 and encodes 304 amino acids. The record is from RefSeq and is a predicted model, not a curated record. NCBI's taxonomy places the organism in Eukaryota, Viridiplantae, Chlorophyta, Chlorophyceae, Chlamydomonadales, Chlamydomonadaceae.
CAUUCGGUCGGCAGUAGCGUCGGCAGAGACCCACGGGCUGCCACGGGCCUAUUACGGCACAAACAGCUUUGCCUCUAUUUUGCAACGCCUGCAAACGCACCGUAAUCGCUGUGGUAUAUUAGCUUGAUUGCGUGUAUGGAGCGGUGUUCAAAGAUGGCGGCGGUCCUGCCCAAACAAAAGGGGCUGUUGCUACUGCUACUGCUGCUGGGGCUCACGCCGGCGGCGGCCGCGGCUCUCGCUGGGAUUUCGGGUGUGCCUGGCAAAGCGGCCCUCACCGCCGCCGCCACCUCCAGCGCCGCCACCACCACCACCACCACCACCGUCGCCUACCUCACCUCCGCUUCCUCCUCCCCCGCCCCCGCCUCCACCACCCCGACCGUCAUCACCACCGCCGCAGCCACUGCCGCCACCAUCGCCCACACAACGGCCCUCACCACCCCCGCCACCCCCGCCACCUCCAGCGCCGCCACCUCCACCACCACCACCGCCUCCGCCUCCGCCUCCGCCUCCGCCUCCGCCUCCGCCUCCGCCUCCGCCUCCGCCUCCGCCUCCGCCUCCGCCUCCGCCUCCGCCUCCGCCUCCGCCUCCGCCUCCGCCUCCGCCUCCGCCUCCGCCUCCGCCUCCGCCUCCGCCUCCGCCUCCGCCUCCGCCUCCGCCUCCGCCUCCGCCUCCGCCUCCGCCUCCGCCUCCGCCUCCGCGCUCGCCAAACAGGGACCCGCUCCAACACCGCCAUUUGUUGAGCCCACCAGCCCAAGUGCGCGGAGGGCUUGGGAGCUUCCACCUCACAGCACCGUGGUGAAGGUGUGGAAGCACCACCUCUGUUGCGGCUCCGGCGGUCAGGAAGCGGCAGGAGGCGUGACCAGCUCAGGCGACGCUAGUGGUGGGGCAACAGUGGCGAACGGCGGCAGGGGUGACAGCGCUACCAGCGGUAGCGGUGCACCUAGUGGAGCUGGUGGUGGUGGCAGUGACGACAAUGAAAGCUGGUUUGAGGGCACCAUCGUGCGGAGGCCUUCUGCUGUGCCGAAUGGCGCCUGGCACACACGGCUGGAGCAGCUGGCGGCGGGCUGACACCGGCAGAAGUGAGGAAUCACAACGCCAUACGGUAGUGCACAUGUUUGUUGGAGCCCGAAUGUGGAAGUCCGAGAGUGGAUCACGGCGUGCAAGAUCGUUAGCGGUGGGGAGGCAAGCAGGAGGCGUUGCGUGGUGAGACUGCCACAUUGUGACAUUGUCACACAUUGCAGCCAGAAUACCGUUUUUAAGUGGUUGAGAACUGAUCACGAUAGGUUGAUGCAGAGCAAAGAACCACGCGUACGCGAGGUGAGACACGGACCAGGUACUUGCACAAUGGGUACAGUUGCUGCAUGUACAGCAUCCUGACAAUGGGGACUGUCUUAUGAUUCCCCAUACCGUACU